ACCCGCCAAACUUCCAGUCCAAACACUGCAGGCAGGACAGAGACACACUCGCGCUCACGGAGGACUCCUGCACACAAGCUUACACACAGAACUGCAAUAAUGCGCUCCAAGAGGCUGCAGGCAUCUCCGCCCUCCACCAGAAUGAACCUGCGCAGUUACAGGAGCACUGCUGUGGUCCCGAUGGAAACCUCCUCCUCGGACGACAGCUGUGACAGUUUUGGAUCUGAUGGUUUUGGGAACUCGAAGAGACCGAGACAGACGAGAAGCUCGACUCAGAUCGAGAAAGUGUUUAAAGUUCUACCUGCGACCGAGGAAGAGGACGCAUGCAGUGGUUUUGAGAGUGACCUGAACGAUGGCAUGACCGAAAUGAAAAUGGACUCAGACUCUGAAACUUGUUCGCCUCCCAGGAAAACUCGCAAAUCGUUCACACUCCGAGUAGCCAUGAAGUUCCCCAACAAACGGGCCAGUCCAUCGAAGCCAGUGACCCCCGAGUCCAAACCCAAACCUGAAGCCAAAGUCCCCGAGUCUGACCCUGAGAGUGACAACUUCCUGAUGAAGAGAGCGCUGAACAUUAAAGAAAAUAAAGCGAUGCUUGCUAAACUAAUGGCAGAGCUGGAUAAGGUUCCUGGACUGUUUCCUGGGAAGGCUGCUUUGUCACCGGGCAAUACGCCUCGUCGAGUUCCUCGUCGUUCUUUUGACCCCAGCGCGGCUCGGCGGAGAGACCCGGACCGACCGUCCCGUCCUCACACACGCUCCCGCUCGCUGGCUGGCGGACCCCCCUCCCCCGCUACACAGGAUGAUCCCGAUGACAAAUACAGCCUGGUUCGCAAAAACAGAGCUUAUGACGACGAUGAUGAGGAGGAAGAGAAAGAGCCACGGCGGCGCAGUUAUAACAGCACUCUGACGAUUCCUCAUGUCGUGAGGCCUGUGGAGGAAAUCACUCAGGCUGAACUGGACAACAUCUGUGUCAACGUCAGAGAGAAGACUUACAACCGUGCCACAGGUUCAACCUGCCAUCAGUGCCGCCAGAAAACCACUGACACCAAGACCAACUGCCGCAACCAUGAGUGUGUGGGUGUUCGCGGGCAGUUCUGCGGGCCUUGUCUCAGGAACCGCUAUGGAGAAGAGGUCCAUGACGCCCUCCUGAACCCGGAGUGGCACUGCCCGCCGUGCAGGGGCAUCUGUAACUGCAGUUUCUGCCGGGCCAGAGAGGGGCGCUGUGCCACCGGUGUGCUCGUGUACCUGGCCAAGUACCAUGGCUAUGACAAUGUGCACUCUUAUCUCAAAAGUUUAAAGAAGGAAUUGGAGGAAGGAGAAUAAAACGUUCGCCAUGUUCUGUGGAGUCCAACCAAAACUGCCGCUUCUCGUUGACCAUUGAUGUGAUUCACGGCUUCCGCGGCGGGUGCUUUGAGUAGGCCGUUGGGAGUUAUCUACAUGAAAUCUACAUUUGCAUUGUUUUAAAUGUGUAAUUCUUUUUAAAGGGAGUGUUUUUAUCUCUGUACUGUAUUGAUUACUUGGAAAACUGUUUGCUGCAAUACUUGUUCUUUACUGUUUUUAAUCUUUAGAUGCUUUUAUGACUGCGCAAUAUUCUGGUGUAGUACUGGAAUAAAAGUUUUGCUUUUAA
This is a messenger RNA of Pimephales promelas (fathead minnow), 1624 nucleotides long. The record is from RefSeq and is a predicted model, not a curated record. Lineage: Eukaryota; Metazoa; Chordata; Actinopteri; Cypriniformes; Leuciscidae.